UCAGGCCGCUUGGGAGCCAACAGCUGUGCUGAGUGCUCACUGCUGACACAACAGUGUGAGCUCUGUGGUGAUUUCCAUCCCUUCCCAGAUUCUCAGAAGCCACCUGACUUGGAGCCGGCCACCACGGCCAGCCAGUCCCAGGGGAUCCACCAGCUCCUCCAGGCAGAGAAAAGGGCCAAGGACAAGCUCGAGGAAGCCAAAAGGAAGACAGGCACGGGCUCGGGGGCCAAAUGCUUUCUCAUACAGGCCAAGGAGGAAGCGAUGGCAGAGACUGACCAGUACAGGAUGCAGAGAGAUCAGGCAUUCCGGCUGAAACACGCUAAGACAAUGGGCUCCCAGAGCAAUCUCUCCAGAGAGAUAGAAGCACAGACACUGAGGAAGAUAAAAGAGCUGGAUGGGAGCCACAGCACGUCCAUGGAAAGUGUCAUCAACCGGCUUUUGAGCAUCGUCUGUGAUGUGAAACCGGAAAUCCACUCGAACUACAGAGUCACCAACUACACAAGGCUGGUGGACACUGACAUCGUGGGGACUUAG
Messenger RNA from Vicugna pacos (alpaca), 534 nucleotides. It is a transcript of the gene ATP6V1G3, whose product is annotated as ATPase H+ transporting V1 subunit G3. Gene Ontology annotation, molecular function: proton-transporting ATPase activity, rotational mechanism; ATP hydrolysis activity. Gene Ontology annotation, cellular component: vacuolar proton-transporting V-type ATPase complex; synaptic vesicle membrane; vacuolar proton-transporting V-type ATPase, V1 domain. NCBI's taxonomy places the organism in Eukaryota, Metazoa, Chordata, Mammalia, Artiodactyla, Camelidae. The record is from RefSeq and is a predicted model, not a curated record. Gene Ontology annotation, biological process: synaptic vesicle lumen acidification.